GUUUUACUCUCUUGGCUUUGGAUAUGCCCAGCAAAGCCCUAUCAGAUCUCCAGCCACAGCCUGUUCUAUCAAUGAUGCAGCUGUUUGGAUGGGAUGACAUGGUGUGGCCUCAGCUGGUGUCAAGAUAUUUAAGUCACCUAAUUCAAAACAGUGCAGUGUGUGAAGCCUUUUCCAGCAUGGGAUACACACCCUAUGAAGCGCUGACAGUGCGCUCCUGGUUUCGAUGCGUUUUGCAAAUGUUCCUAGAUCAACCAAGUGGUGUGCUGGCCAGGACAGACACUGAGACAACAGUUGGGAAAGCCUAUAUGGAGCAGCUGACUGAAAUGACAAGACUGAUUUUUAAACUCUCCGAAGUAGAAAACAUUCUUUCAAAGGCUCAUGUUGAGGAGUCAGUUUUCAAGCAAGACCCUAAAACUGCCCUUGUCCAAUUCAUUAAGGCUGUUGGUAAAACUUACAGUGGCCUUCAGACACUCCCUGAGAAGUCUGCCAUGGUAGCAAAGACUCUGGAGUAUUUAGGUGAUGUAUUAAAAUACGUAAAACCUUAUCUAAAGGCAAAAGGACCUCCAGAAGGUCUGCAGCUUACAUAUUGGAUCAUAGGAUGUCUGGUAAAGUUCUGGGCCCCGAUACUGGCUACUUCCAAAGCGCAGCAGCUCCUCUUCCGCAUCGUGGAUUGCUUGCUGCUGCCACACUCUGUGCUCCAGCAGGACAAAGAGCUGCCCACAGCUUUGCUGUCUGCCAUUCACGAAAGCCUACCUCUUUAUCUUCAGGGCUUGUCCUUUGCAUGUUGCCAGUCCCAAAUGCAAGGUGCCUAUUUAAAUCAACUGCUUGGGAACAUUAUUCAACAGUACUUUGGACGAUUUCUUCCUUCUUCUCCAAGUGUGCUUGGAGCUGGGCAGCAUCCUGUGCUGACUGCUUUAUGCAGUUCCAUCACAGCCCCCCAGGUGCUCCGACUACGGAAGACCACUCUGCAUGUCAUAAAUGAAAACUACCUGCAGUUCAAAGGUCAUGCUCCACCUCCUCGCUUGGCCUCUGUUCUUGGGUUCAUUCUGGAGGUACUGCAGAGAACCCAGAGCACUGAACUGUGUGACAUGGACUUAGUUCUCCCGGCUGUGUUGAAAUGCAUGCUGUUGGUUAAUGAGCUACAAGUUAAAAAAAUAUCUACAGACAUUGUACAGUACAUGGUAGAAGGCUGCCAAGCAGGGUCAGGAGGAGAACAUGCCACCCAGCUGACUUCUGUAUUUAGGCAGUUUAUCCAGGACUAUGUUGCUGUGUAUGAUCACCGAGUUCUCAGCAUACUGGAGGCAGUGGCAGUCCUGGAUCAGACGUUGGUCACCAGCCUGAUUCCCACCAUCACACAGGCUCUGAAGGAGUCGGAGCGCAAACAAGGUCUUGGAAGAAAUGCUGCACAGAGAGAAGCCUAUAAAAGACUCUUAUCUUACCUCGCAGAGGCUGGACAAAAUGAGAUACAAAAGCUGGAAAAUGAGACAGAGCUUUCUGUUGGCUUUGAAAGUGCCAUUAGUGAAGAACUGAACGUGCAGACUCAGAGUGCAGCAGCCCGGGAGAAGCCGAGAGCAUUCACAAUGCCUUACGAGGUUGCAUAA
This is a messenger RNA of Merops nubicus (carmine bee-eater), 1601 nucleotides long. Its product is annotated as protein MMS22-like. Gene Ontology annotation, cellular component: nuclear replication fork. NCBI's taxonomy places the organism in Eukaryota, Metazoa, Chordata, Aves, Coraciiformes, Meropidae. The transcript is spliced from 11 exons. The record is from RefSeq and is a predicted model, not a curated record. Gene Ontology annotation, biological process: replication fork processing; double-strand break repair via homologous recombination. The annotation marks the transcript as partial.